This is a messenger RNA of Dacryopinax primogenitus, 5172 nucleotides long. RefSeq names its product ARM repeat-containing protein. The record is from RefSeq and is a predicted model, not a curated record. Gene Ontology annotation, biological process: protein targeting to vacuole; autophagy of peroxisome; macroautophagy. Gene Ontology annotation, molecular function: ATP binding; protein serine/threonine kinase activity; protein binding. Bases 190 to 5097 code for a protein of 1635 amino acids. Lineage: Eukaryota; Fungi; Basidiomycota; Dacrymycetes; Dacrymycetales; Dacrymycetaceae. The transcript has 12 exons. Gene Ontology annotation, cellular component: nucleus-vacuole junction; phosphatidylinositol 3-kinase complex, class III, type II; late endosome.
GCUAGACUAAUUACCACCUACGUUCGAAUCUGCUAGACUACUCUCUGCUUUCACUACUCUGUGGCUUCUGGAAAGCUGCGGGAUAAUCGUUUCCUGACUUAACUCCGAUAAGGGGGCGCUCGUAUCGUCCGCACCUGUAUACCUCCUAUGCGCUCUUUCCCCCAUUAAUCUCCCACAACAUACUCAAUAAUGGGCAACCAACUCUCUACAACCGUUGCCGCACGCCCAGGCGGUGCGCUCGACAGCUACGUCCUAGAGCUCGGUGGCGGCUUAGUGUACGAGAAGAGUAUGGGCACUGCGCGAUUCCUCAAGACUGUCAAGGCGAAGCAUAGGAAUGGACCGGUCGUCGUGAAGAUUUUUAUCAAGCCUGAUCUUGGUAUUGGGCUCAAGGGAUAUCAUAGGCGGCUGAAGGCGGAAAGGGAGACGCUCGCGGAUUUACCGAACGUAUACGGGUACCAGACAUUCGCGGAGACGGAGAGAGCGGGUUACUUGAUCCGACAGUGGGUAGGUAGCAACCUGUAUGACCGGAUUAGCACACGGCCGUUUCUGAGUAUGAUCGAGAAGAAGUGGAUGGCAUUCCAGAUACUGAGCGGUAUGAGAGACGCUCGGAUGCGCAACAUUCCGCACGGCGACCUUAAAUCAGAAAACGUCCUCGUCACAUCCUGGAACUGGGUGCUUAUCACCGACUUCUCCUCUCAGUUCAAGCCCGUCCAUUUGCCGGAAGACGACCCCUCUGAUUUCUCCUUCUACUUCGACACUUCAGGUAGGCGGACAUGCUACAUCGCCCCCGAGCGGUUCACGAUUGGGAAGCAUAAGGAGAGGGAGAGCAAGGUCACGGAGGCGAUGGACGUGUUUAGCGCCGGGUGUGUGCUGGCGGAGAUGUUCUUGGAUGGGAGGCAGGUGUUCAGCUUGAGUCAGUUAUUUAAGUAUAAGGCCGGUGAUCUAGGGCUGGAUGCGCAUUUGGGAGAGAUCGUUGAUGAAGGUGUUCGAGCACUGGUAAAGCGCAUGAUGUCGCUCAACCCUUUCCUCCGCCCAACGUUUGAUGAAGCGCUCGCCGAUGCACGGGACACCGUCUUUCCCGAGUCUUUCUACACGUUCUUCCACCACUAUAUCGCCUCACUCAACGAGCCUGUAUCGUCCCCAUUCUACGCGCCUUCCGCCUCAGAGGGAACAGAGACACCCGGCCGGCCAGACCAGAAGGAGCAGAAGCUGCCGAGUGAUGCUGAUCGGAGGAUUGAUAGGUUGUGGGAGGAGUGGGAGAGCGUGGAACCGUAUUUGGGCGACGGGGAGGCAACGAUCAUGGAGCUGAGAAACGGGGAGCAGACACAAGAGAGAACAUCAUAUUCGAACGUCUUCCCUGUUGUAGUGCAAAUACCGGACAUCUCACUUGAUUUUGCAAAGCCUGCUAGGCAAGCUGCAACAGCCAAUGGACCUGCCUUGAUCAUCCUCUCCAUCGUUUGCGCUAACAUCCGUAACUGUGCUCAUGCCAGCUCGAAAGUCCGGGCCUUGGACUUGCUACUCGCGCUGACUCCACAGCUGACGGAUGAAGCCAAACUCGAUCGCAUGGUGCCUUAUGUUGUGGACAUGUUACGUGACGAUUCUGCACUGGUCCGGGCUGCGUCCGUGCGAACACUCAUGCAGAUUCUCAUGACCGUGCAAUCUAUCACACCCUCGAACGCUCAGAUAUUCCCUGAAUAUAUAUUCCCGAAUGUCAUGGAGUUAGCACGAGAUCCAGAAGUCUCGAUCCGUUGCAUGUAUGCGCAGUGCAUUGUCGCACUAGCUGAGACAGGUGUGAGGUAUCUGGAGAUGGACCAGGCUAUGAAGAUGCAGGGAAAUUUGCGGUUACCAGAGAAUGGUGACGAGGAGGAUUCGUUGCAAGAUCGCACAUACGACGCCGGCUUGCAAGACAUACAAGCGAUCAUUCAAGAGGAACUUAUCGCGCUUCUGGUCGACUCCUCCAGCGCGGUCAAGCGAGCCGUCCUGCAGAACAUCGCUCCCUUAUGUGUCUUCUUCGGUCGACAGAGGACGAACGAUGUAUUGCUGAGUCACAUGAUCACCUUCCUGAAUGGUCGGGACUGGAUGCUUCGUUAUGCGUUCUUUGACUGUAUCGUUGGGCUUGCUGUGUGCGUAGGAGCAAGGAGCCUGGAGGAGUACAUCUUGCCGUUAAUGAUCCAGGCGUUAUCGGAUACCGAAGAGGCCGUCGUCGCACGUGUGCUAUCAUCGCUUACAAGCCUGUCUAAUCUGAGCUUGUUUGGAAAGAUGCGUCUAUGGGAAUUAAUGAGCGCGACCAUCGGCUUUCUGUACCACCCGAAUGUGUGGAUCAAGCAAGGGGCUGCGGCUUUCCUAGCCUCUGCUGCCAAGCAUCUCCCGGCGAUCGAUGUGUGGGCAAUCUUAUACCCUUCUCUUCGGCCCUUACUGCGGUCUGAUGUGGCAGAGAUUGACGAGAUCUCCCUGCUGUCAGCCAUUAAGGCUCCUCUGUCCAGACAAGUAUUCGAUGCUGCUGUCAUAUGGGCAACGAAGAGGGAUCACUCCCUGUUCUGGAAAGCAGCAACUUCGAGAGACGCGAAAUCGCGAACAGACAUCGGCAAAGAAAGUUUGCGUCGAGUGACAGCUUCUGCAAGUCGUGCACUAGUCCCCCGAUCUGACGAGGAUGAGAGUCAGAUCGUCAAGCUGCAACAGCUGGGCAUGACGUCUUCUGAUGAGGCCAAGAUCCUUUCUCUAUGCGAUUACAUACUCAAGGUUGCUGCGGCACAAGGCGGACAUAUGACCCGCGCCCGCAUAGAAAGCGAUGUCCUAGAGCUGUUGAAGGGCGUGGAUGUGCAGUUACAGCAACUUGGAGUACGGCCAACAACCGUUUUCUUAGGUUCUCGACCUUCCGAGAGUAGUUCUCGACCAGAGUCGGCUCGUCGCUUUGGUAGCGAUCUUGCUCUCCACAACUCUAUGCGCUCCAGCGUCCGUUUACCCAUUUCUCCCUCAGCCACCAACUCACCUGGCAGUCCGAUUGGCGGUCUCCGGAUGAAGGAGCUGAUGUCUGCUUCAUCGACCUCGCUCAACUUCAUGCCGCCGUCUGGUCGACUUGAGCGGCAGUCUUCGGCCGUCUCCGUGCAAAGCGCCCUAACAUCUGAAAUGAUCAAAUCGCCGAAACCCGAACCUGCGCUAUCCUCAAGUCCUGCAGGAUCGAACUUUUCAAGUGAUGCGACCGCCAUUCGCAGGAUGCAACGUAUCCCUGGACAUGCUGAGAACUACAAGGCCCCACCUGCUAUAGGUCCCAGUAAGACGAUUGCUAUGGGGCACCUGGAAACAGCUAUUCAGAUACGGCCCGAGGACGAGCUGCCCCCAUCGGGGCGAUCGUCACCUACCCCGACAUCUCGGCCAGAAUCUCGAAUGCGCUACCAAACACCCACGUUGACCACCGGAAUGUGGGGCAACCAAGAGAAUGGUGUGAAGAACAUCAUUGAAGGUCUUUAUCAUGACAACUUUCGAGAAAGUAUCCCCGAAUUUGGUCCUCGCGUCCCCAAUGUCCCUGUUCGCCGGCGUGCCGCUGCUCGGGCUAGCUUCCCACCGCAUGAGAGCAGUUCUCGACGAACGGAUGUCACAUUAGUGGCGCAUUUAACCAGCCAUACGGGCGCGGUCAACGGCAUAGCUGUUGCGCCCGACCAUGUCUUCUUCGUCACUUGCUCAAACGAUCGGACGGUACAAAUUUGGGACACCUCGCGCCUCGCUAACAACGUGACCAGCAAGCCUCGCCAUAUUUACACGGGUCAUCACGCCCGUGUUACAUGCAUCUGCAUGCUGGAGAAUACUCAUUGUUUUGCGAGCGCUGCGGAUGAUGGGUCACUUCAUGUUGUGCGGGUUCAUGUGGGAACAGGUGGCUCUCAGCCCAAGUAUGGCAGGGCACAACUUGUGCGAGAACACCGCCUGGAAGCACCAGGCGAUUAUAUUACAUGCAUGACGCACUACAAUGCGGAUACCACGUCGAACCUCGUGUAUGCGACGACCCUUGGCAACAUUGUCGUAUUGGAUGUUCGGACGAUGGAAACCGUGCUUCAUAUGGUCAAUCCCACCCAGUAUGGUCCUAUCUCGACAUUAUGCAUCGACCGAAGGCGGGCCUGGCUUGUUACUGGUACUCUCAGCGGUGUACUUACUCUCUGGGACCUUCGAUUCGGACUCCGUCUGAGAAGCUGGAAUGUCGCCAGUGCUGACCUAUAUGGCGGGUCCUCUACGGCGGUACACCAAUGUGUGCUUCAUCCUGUGAAGGGGCGUGACAAGUGGAUUAUCGUCGCGGUAGAGUCGCACCCGACGCGAAGCAGCGAGGGCGCGCCGUUGAGGAGUGUCACUCUUGAAGUAUGGGACGUCGACAAGGCUGCGCUUGUCGAGAUGUUUAUCCACACGCAAGAUGCUGCCAGUGCAGAGGCGGACGGGACGUCAAUCCCAGCACUUGGAACCAAAGGGAACGAGGCGGAGAAGAACCCCGCAUCAGCCAUCGCAGAUUUUGUCGCUUCGAGGGAGGCGAACGGGACAGGACAACGCAAAGUAACAAACGAGACGAUCCGGAGUCCGCGGGCGAACAACGCUGCUCUUCCUGGAGACUUGAACCCUUCAUGCCCCGAUGUGCGGGCGAUCCUUGUUGGUACAGAUUUUGGUGGUUUCACCGCUCUUGCGCAGCAGACUGCAGGUGUUGUGGAGGAAGAAGGAAUCCGACGCGAGCGACGCUCCCAUCUCUACCCCAGCAAGAACAAGGAGGCCAAGGGGUUCAUCAUUACAGGAUGCGAGGACCGCAAGGUGCGGUAUUGGGAUCUUGGGCGAGUGAGCCGUUCCUUCCUUAUCAGCGGGGUGAGCGCGGACGGAGAGAAGCCAACGUUCAGCGCGAGCGAGCAGGGCACAUAUACCGAGGCAUGGGGUUCGCGGCUUGGUGCUGCGAUUUGGAGGGGUCGCCUGGAUAGGCAUAUGAUUAUCGGCCAGCACCAGCAGCAGCUUCUCCGUGCGCACCAGGACUGUAUCACUGCACUCGCCUGUAUCGACAGUCCUUUCAGAGGAGGGGUUAUCAGUGCCGAUCGUGCUGGAAUAAUCAAGGUAUUCAAAGUGGAUUUUAACUGAUCGCUUACUGUCAUUUUAUGUUUGUUCGUAUUGCAUUUGUAUAUUGGAGCAUUUUAUUGUCAUGAAAUUGUAUCG